ACUGCUAAUCUCAGCAUGAAGGAAAAGUGGGACAGUAAAGACACUGACAACCAACAGGCUGCUCAAGUGUCACACAUACAACAGGAGGAAAACAUUGAGAAUCUAGAAGUUGAGUGUUUUAACAAAGACCGGAAAAGACAAAUUACAGAUAUUGAAGUGGAGAAUAUAGAAAUCCCAGAGCAGGAGACCUUGGAUGAAGGAGAGAGGCAGAUUUCAUCAUGCACUGAGACAGCCAGGGACGGGGAAGCUCGGCUAGACUCCACAGAGACAGAGGAGAAUCAAAAUUUUAACAGAUGGCCUCAGAAUCACCUCUGCAAGAUCCAAAAGGAGGAGCAGACAUCAGCUGAACAUGGUGACAAAGAAAUGGGCUCUGAUUUAGAAAACUGCAUCAGUCACACAAAUGAUGCAAAUAUAUCCAUUUGCAUCACCGAAGCUCCUCAUGUGAACUUUUCAGACCUGGAAAAUGUCGAAUCAGGCUUAGAUUCAGAGGCUGAAAGGAGGCCGUGGCUUUCUGGGCAAUACAUAGAAGAAAGCAUUAGCAUUAUGAACGUAGAGGAAGAUUACAGAGACAUGUCUCUUCCAUCAAAUCCAAUCUCUUGUCCCAGUGACCUUGAUAUACAGGAGGAAAUAGAUCCACAGGUAGACAAUUUCAGCUCAGUAGAUUUUCCAAGUCCUCCACCGAGCAUAGACCUUGAUCUGCAAGAUGAUAAACUGGAGAGUUUAGACGACUCUUUUCCUAGUCCGCCGCUAUCUGUUAUUGAGGCAGAGGAGUCAAGUCACAUUAAUCUAGAUGACUUUAUUACUAGCCCUGAGACGGAGCUGUAUAUUUCCUCAGCUCACAACACAGAUGUCUCAGAGCCUCCCCAGCAAGAAUCGCCACCUGCUACAACUCAGAGUAAAGGAAUCUCAGUCAAUCUGAACCUCCCCUCUGUGCAUAUAACGCUGCAUGAUGAGAGCAACCUCACGUCCAACAGUGAAAGUCAGGAUGAACAUAGUAACCUGUCCCAGAAAACAUCAUCUGCCACCCCAUCUUCACCCCAAGCUCCCCUCAACAGUCUCCCAGAAUUAUUGAUUUCUGAGUGGAAAGAUUUAGAUGAGGAGCCCCUGGAGGAUUUUGAAAAACUGGAGCAACUGUGCUGCAUAUCUGGAGAUGAGGAGGACACUCUGGGUGAGCUUUUCUUGGGGAACCUAGACCUCCUGGAGUCUUUGAAGAAAACACCUGAUCAGAGAGGUAGCAGCGCCGGUGAGGGUGAUACCGGUAGGGAGGUAUGUGGCUCCUGUACUCCUGAGGGGAGCAGGGUGGAUGUGAAGGAGGACGGGAUCUCUGAUAACUCUGAUAAACUAGGGGAGUCUGCACCACCCAUGAUCCUGGAUUCCCAAGAAAGACUGUCACCUCAAGAGGAGAGGUAUAAUAUACUGAGGUCAUCAGGCCAAACAUGUGAUGUCAAAGACCAGGGAUCUCUCUCGAAGAUGACAACGAAGAAUGGCCUCAUGAUGCAGGUGUGUGAGGAGAGGCUGCAGUUCUCUCUCAGUGAAAAUGUGAAAACAAAUGUGCUUUGGGGAGCGACUGUUAAAGACUCCGUAAUGCUCCGGCCCUGGGGGGAACAGAUCACAGAGAGCAGUGAACUGGUCACUGUGAAAGAACAAAAAGAGGAUGAGAGCCUAGAGGAUCAGGAACUUGUCCCCAGCAUUCAGCCCCACAUCGAGACUGAUGAAACUAAAGCUGAGCCGCUCACUGUGAUUGAACAACCUGAGGUUACACCUCAGCCCACUGCAAACCAGGCCAUGAAAGCAAAACUAGCUCGUCUGUCCCUCGCCCUCCCUCCUCUUGCUCUGACUCUCCCCCUCACCCCCACCGGGAAAGGAGGAUUUGGGGAUGGUGCGAUCGGAAAUCGGAUUGGAAGGCGGCGAGGCCUGUCAUCAGGGAGCGACCCUGACGAUGAGGAGGAGGAUGAGCAGGAGGACGAAAGCUUCCGGAGGGUGAUUGUUGUCACAGAAACAGACGUGGACAAACGUGUCGGGCUGAGGAGUCUGCUGAAGUCUCCCAAGGAACCGAUGGACAGAGAAAGGGACAGAGGACGAAACGUGUCCUUUUUUGAUGAUGUCACAAUAUAUCUUUUUGAUCAGGAAACUCCAACAAAUGAGUUGAGCAAUUCAGCACCCACUAGUCCAGCCUCAGUGUCUGUCAAAAGCACCAAGUUGGAUUUGCAUGGGCCGAACAUCAAAAGCAAAGAAUCAAAAAGGAAAGAGGAUUUAUCAAUCAAACCGAGGUCGCCUGUGGGUGCCAAUCCAGUGAUGUCAUCACGCUUCACUGUCAGCCCUGCUGACGACCCCCACCUGGUGUGACGUUACGUGUCAUCAUGGGAACCUUUAGAGCUGAACCCUCUUGGACUAGUCAGUGAAUUAACCCCGACAACCAGCCAUUGACCCAAAGGCUAUUUUUUUAUUGAAUAGGCAACUGAAAGAAUGAGACUCCCGUUCUAAAAGCUGGACACAUUCCAGGUUUUACCAGCGACAGGAUUUUGUAUGACAGGAGCUGUUGUGCUCCUGCCUGCCAUUGUUUACAGAGUUUAUUCAUAGCCUUCGGCUACAAGAAGUCUUUGGAAAAGGCAGCAUAUGCUAGGAGAAGACGAGCCUGGAGCUUUGUAAAAUCUGAAACAGAUUUGACAGCUAUGCAGUGGGAGUCUUGCUGUGUACCAGCUUACCUUCUCUUUUUCUGCUUCAUUCUGUUGUAUUAUUCCCCAGAUGUGCGGGGAAUGCACUUUCUUUAGUCAUUCAUCUGUCUAUGUAAAUGCUUGGAUUCCAGUCCUCUCUUUAUUAAAGAAGUUGUCCAUUGCAGUCAGUUGUUCUUGUAGGCAGCAGUUUGGAACAGAAAUUGCUUGACUCCUGUAUUUGAGAAUACUCAUUUACAUUUGUACAAAUAUCAUAAUACAAGUGUAUACAAUAUCAUUUUAGAGCUGUUUACUUUUAGAUGUAUUCUUAGACUGCACGGAAAAUGAAACAAGCUAUGUUUCUUAAUACUUUUAGUUCUAUAAAGCUUUCUCUCACAUUAUUUAUUAUAUUUAUUUAUUUAUUUUUAUUCAUUUAUGUAAAGCCAG
Seriola dumerili (greater amberjack) is the source of this 3098-nucleotide messenger RNA. It is a transcript of the gene lmtk3, whose product is annotated as lemur tyrosine kinase 3. Lineage: Eukaryota; Metazoa; Chordata; Actinopteri; Carangiformes; Carangidae. The transcript has 6 exons. The coding region runs from base 16 to 2346 and encodes 776 amino acids. The record is from RefSeq and is a predicted model, not a curated record. Gene Ontology annotation, molecular function: protein kinase activity. Gene Ontology annotation, biological process: protein phosphorylation.